This is a messenger RNA of Bubalus bubalis (water buffalo), 3062 nucleotides long. RefSeq names its product mitogen-activated protein kinase kinase kinase kinase 2 (gene MAP4K2). The record is from RefSeq and is a predicted model, not a curated record. The transcript is spliced from 32 exons. Gene Ontology annotation, biological process: protein phosphorylation. Bases 66 to 2642 code for a protein of 858 amino acids. NCBI's taxonomy places the organism in Eukaryota, Metazoa, Chordata, Mammalia, Artiodactyla, Bovidae. Gene Ontology annotation, molecular function: MAP kinase kinase kinase kinase activity; ATP binding.
CACCCCGCCCCGCCCCGCGCCGCCCCGCGCCGGCUCCGCAGCUCGCGCCUGCCCGGCGCCGGGCCAUGGCGCUGCUGCAGAACGUGUCGCUGCAGGAUCCACGGGACCGCUUCGAGCUGCUGCAGCGCGUGGGGGCCGGGACCUAUGGCGACGUCUACAAGGCCCGCGACACGGUCACGUCCGAACUGGCCGCGGUCAAAAUAGUCAAGCUAGACCCAGGGGACGACAUCAGCUCCCUUCAGCAGGAAAUCACCAUCCUGCGUGAGUGCCGCCACCCCAAUGUGGUGGCCUACAUUGGCAGCUACCUCAGGAAUGACCGCUUGUGGAUCUGCAUGGAGUUCUGCGGAGGGGGGUCCCUGCAGGAGAUUUACCACGCCACCGGGCCCCUGGAGGAGCGGCAGAUUGCCUAUGUCUGUCGAGAGGCACUGAAGGGGCUCCACCACUUGCAUUCUCAGGGGAAGAUCCACAGAGACAUCAAGGGAGCCAACCUUCUCCUCACCCUCCAGGGAGAUGUCAAGCUGGCUGACUUCGGGGUGUCAGGCGAGCUGACAGCGUCUGUGGCCAAGAGGAGGUCUUUCAUUGGGACUCCAUACUGGAUGGCCCCAGAGGUGGCCGCUGUGGAGCGCAAAGGUGGCUACAAUGAGCUGUGUGACGUCUGGGCCCUGGGCAUCACUGCCAUUGAGCUGGGCGAGCUGCAGCCACCUCUCUUCCACCUGCAUCCCAUGAGGGCCUUGAUGCUCAUGUCUAAGAGCAGCUUCCAGCCGCCAAAGCUGAGAGACAAGACUCGCUGGACCCAGAAUUUCCAUCACUUCCUCAAGCUUGCCUUGACCAAGAAUCCCAAGAAGAGACCGACAGCAGAGAAGCUUCUGCAGCACCCCUUCACGACCCAGCACCUGCCUCGGGCUCUCCUCACACAGCUGUUGGACAAGGCCAACGAUCCCCACCUGGGAACCCCCUCUCCAGAAGACUGUGACCUGGAGACUUAUGACAUAUUUCCGGACACCAUUCACUCCCGGGGGCAGCAUGGCCCAGCCGAGAGGACCCCCUCGGAGAUCCAGUUUCACCAGGUGAAAUUCGGCGCCCCACGCAGGAAGGAAACAGACCCACUGAAUGAGCCGUGGGAAGAGGAGUGGACGCUGCUGGGGAAGGAGGAGCUGAGUGGGAGCCUGCUGCAGUCAGUCCAGGAGGCCCUGGAGGAAAGGAGCCUGACCAUCCGGCCGGCCUUGGAACUCCAGGAGCUGGACUCUCCAGAUGACACCAUAGGAACCAUCAAGAGGGCCCCGUUCUUGGGGUCAUCUCCCACUGAGCCUCCAGCCGAGGACCUUCACCCCAGCCUCGCAGGAACCCCACUCCUGCCGCACCCAGGCCCCACCAGCCCUCCCCUGCUCCCCACUGCCUGGGCCACCAUGAAGCACCGGGAAGAUCCUGAGAGGUCAUCCUGCCACGGGCUCCCCCCGACCCCCAAGGUGCACAUGGGCGCCUGCUUCUCCAAGGUCUUCAAUGGCUGCCCCCUGCGGAUCCAUGCUGCUAUCACCUGGAUUCACCCUGUCACCCGGGACCAGUUCCUGGUGGUGGGAGCCGAGGAGGGCAUCUAUACCCUCAACCUGCACGAACUGCAUGAGGAUACACUGGAGAAGCUGAUUUCGCACCGCUGCGCCUGGCUCUACUGCGUGAACAACGUGCUCCUGUCCCUCUCAGGGAAGUCCACGCACAUCUGGGCCCACGACCUCCCAGGCCUGUUUGAGCAGCGGCGGCUACAGCAGCAGGUCCCCCUCUCCAUCCCCACCAACCGCCUCACCCAGCGCAUCAUCCCCAGGCGCUUUGCCCUGUCCAACAAGAUUCCUGACACCAAAGGCUGCCUGCAGUGUCGUGUGGUGCGGAACCCCCACACGGGCAGCACCUUCCUGCUGGCCGCGCUCCCCUCCAGCCUGCUCCUGCUGCAGUGGUACGAGCCGUUGCAGAAGUUCCUGCUGCUGAAGAACUUCUCCAGCCCCUUGCCCAGCCCAGCAGGGAUGCUGGAACCGCUGGUACUGGACGGGAAGGAGCUCCCGCAGGUGUGUGUAGGGGCCGAGGGCCCUGAGGGGCCCGGCUGCCGCGUCCUGUUCCACGUCCUACCACUGGAGGCUGGCCUGACGCCGGACAUCCUCAUCCCACCCGGAUGCUCCUGUGGCGAAGGCUGCCUAACAACCCACCCCCCGCCUCGUGUCUUCCUCUCGGAGCCAGAGCGGGGCUGGUGGUCAGCCAGGCUGUGUCUCCCUUCUCUAACUGCAGAGGGGUUCCCGGGCUCGGCCCAGCAGGUGAUCCAGGUGGACAGGGACACAGUCCUGGUCUGCUUUGACCGCUGCGUGAGGAUUGUCAACCUGCUGGGCGAGCCCACGGCCACGCUGGCGCCAGUGCUGACCUUUGACUUCCCCAUUGAGACUGUGGUGUGCCUACAGGACAGCGUGCUGGCCUUCUGGAGCCAUGGGAUGCAGGGCCGCAGCCUGGACACCAAUGAGGUGACCCAGGAGAUCACAGAUGAGACGAGGAUCUUCCGAGUGCUCGGCGCCCACAGAGACAUCAUCCUUGAGAGCAUUCCCACCGACAAGCCCGGGGCUCACAGCAACCUCUACAUUCUCACAGGCCACCAGAGCAGUUACUGAGCAGGCCACCUAGCUGGCUUGGCCAGGGGUGCCCCUGUCCGCCCCACGCGGCAGUUGUUUCAGGCAGGGGGCCCCUCCAAGAUCAGAGGAGCUCAGGCCCUGGUUCUGCUGGUCUGAAAGGGCAGAAAUCCUGAGAAGAGUCUGGGGGCUCUGAGAAGGGAGGGGCCCGCAGCCCACACCUCCACAAUUAACUGGACCAGAAGAAGCUGCUGUCAUAUCCCCCUCCCAAGCGGGCAGCUGGUCCCUGGAGCACUGUGGCAGGGCCCUGGGCAGUUUGGGGGCAGCCCGGGGCUAUCCAUUCCAUUUUGUUCCACUUUUCCUUUCCACUCAUCCUGCCAAGAGCCUGCCCCUGCGCUCCAUCCUGGGGAACAUGGUAUUUAAAAGAGAGACUAUAUUGGCAUUAAAGCUGGUUUGAUUUUA